AUGACCAGCGCCGCCGCCGGUGGAGCCAGCGGAGCCUCUGCCAGUGCUGCUGCCGGUGCCAGUGCCGCCAGUGCUGCCAGUGCCAGUGCCAGUGCCACUCCCACUCCCACUCCUGCCAGCGCUGCCUCCGCCGCUGACGCCCGCGCUGCCUCCGCCGCUGACGCCCGCGCUGCCUCCUCCUUCCUGCCCUCCUCGCUCGCCGCCAACGCGGCCACGCGCCCUGUCCCCUCCAACCCACGCUUCAGCUUCUCCAAGCAGCCGCACCUCGACUCUGCUGGCCUCGACGCCGCCGGGCAUGGCGCCGCCGUCUCGUACGACUUCCUGCCCGCGGUCAACUUUGACGACUUUGCCAACAGCCUCGCCUACGAGCCCGCCCUGAGUGACUUUCCCGCCCCGGGCUCCUUCAUGAGCAGCGUGCCUGCCGACUCCACGUACACUAACAACAACAGCAACAGCAACACGACCGUCACCAUGGCAAACACUAACACAAACACCAUCCCCACCUUCACAGGCACCCCUGGCCACACGCGCCCUGCACGCAGCAGCUCUUUUGCCCGCCGCUUCAGCCAGUCGGCUGCCCGCAAGGCCAGUGGCGGCAUGCCUGCAUCUGGCGCUAACACGCCCUCGCUGCCCCAGCCCCCCAGCAACAUGUCCAUUCGCACUCGCCGCCAGAGCCAGUUCUCUUCACAGGCACCCCCCAACCCGGCCGCACGCCCCCCGCGAAAGAGCGUUGGCCCUGGAAUGAUGCCAACCCACAGCUUCGACCGCGGCGACAUGCUCAACAUGCCCACCGACAUUGGCUCCCGCCGAGAAACCCUGUCGGUCAACUUCAAUAACACGCCCUCGGGAGUGCCCAAGCUCGCAAACGCCACACGGACCGCAAAAGCAAAGUCUUUGCAGCCCCCCUCAAGACAGCAAUCGGGUCAUUUAACUGUCUCGUCCAUGACGCCAGACCCGGCCUCCAUGUCUCAGAGUACCACUCGCUCACCUGGCAGGGGCGCUCAACGGUCGCAUACACCUUCCUCGGCCGCUAGCAAGCGCCAAUCCACUGCACCACACAUCUCCGGCCUCGGCGCCAGAACCAUCAGCCCCACCGACGCACGCCGACUGAGACGACUGUCUAUAAACCCGAACCAGCAACAGCAGCCUCCAGGAGGCCCGGUCGGACCCCCGACUCCCCAAGGCGACGCUUCGUUUGACGAGCGUGCCUUUAGCCAGUCUCCGGCCAUGAGGCUUGGAGGCAGCAUGACGCCAUCGUCGGCCCGCGCGACGCCUGAGCAGAAGCGAAAAUCGUAUGCCUCGGGCGUCUCCCUCUCGUCCAACUCGAGCCUCAACUCGCUCAAGGUCGGACCUCCGUCGUCCAUACCUCUGCGUACCAAUCCUGCUCCGUCCGGCUCACGACUGCCCGCGCCGAAGCCACGAAACAUACAAAGCUCAGCUGGUGGAGAACAGGAAGAGGUGCCCCCUGUGCCGGCCAUCCCCAAAGCAUUUGAAUCCCCCAAGGAUCUUGAACGCAGCGGCUUUGCCUUUUCGGCACAGCCGUCCAAGGCGGGAGCCUCCCAGCCCGCAUCGCACGAGUCGGCAGCAACGCCCGACGUGCAUCAGCCUGGAGCCGGUCAAAAUGACAUGCCAGAUGCUCCUUUGAUCAACCCCCGCACAGGAUCCAUCAGGCACCGGAGGGGCUUGACGGUGGGCAACACACCGGAACCCGACAAGACAACCCCGGUACAGCAAUCCAGCAAGAAGAAUUUGCAGCCAAUCAGAUUGCCGCCGCUCAACCUGCUGCCCCUCGGCACUCCCUUCAACAACCGAUUAUCAGCCUUUCCCUUGGACGAUGCAGACGAAGGCAAUGUCACGCCGCCGCCAAAGCGUACUGCUGCCAAGACGCCGAGUACGCCCAUGACGGCCUCCAAAGCCAGCUUCUUCUCCAGGCACCCCAACCACGAUGAAUACCACAAGCAUUUACGCAGCAGCAGUUCUGCGUUUAACCUACGCGCAACAGAGUCUCCGCUUGACACGCAUCCGAACAUCGGUACCAUACCCGUUCCGACCCUGAACCCAAACAGGCAAACCACGACUCCUUUUGCGUCCAACUCAUUGCCAAAAGGCAGCGGCGAAUUUGCCAGUAUACAGCCACGACGGAGUGGAGAGUACAAAUCGCCAAACAAGGACGUGGAGAUGCAGAGCAUGGUUGCGGGCCCACGGCCUUUGCAGAAGAAGAACACGGCCGAGUCGGUGCACACGUCCACCUCGACAGAACCCGAGACGCCCUCUUCGUCCUCUUCGCUGCGGCGUAAGCUGAGCUUGAGUGGCUGGAGGCGAGCUUCGUCCAAGGCAGCAAACCACACAUCGCAAACCCCGCAAACUCGAAAGCAGGGGCCCCGGCCCGACGAGUCGAGACCGCAGCCGCAGCUACAGCCAGCGAAAAACACCGGCAUGCCCCCGCCCAAGCUACCAGCGUCUGCUACGUGGAGCGGUGCCGCUGGUACAGGUACCAGCCCGACUCCUGCCACCAAGCGCUCUCGGCCGUCUCUUGACUUUGGACGCCGCAAAGCCUCCAGCACGGCAAUUGCAAACGACAAUGAGGUUGACAAGGGCAAUAAUGCACGCAAGCCUGCCGGAAGUGCGGGAGCGCGUGCUGUGUCUGGUCAAACCGAGCAGCCUGCCGCUCAGCCGACACAAAAGUCGUCGUCGUCUAUUUUGACGCCAAUGCAACGCAUGCUGGGCACCAAGAGUUCGUCCAACAUGCUCAAGGCCCGCAACCUGGACCCCAACCUCGACCGAGACGACUUGCUCGCGGAUGAAGAGAUGAAGAAGCUCGCUGGUAAGCGCAAAGACUUUGAGCAUGCUGCGCGGGAUGUGGAUGAGCUCCGCAAGCGCGCUACUGCCAAAGAGCGUGUCACUCCAAGCGAUGCCGUACGCAUGGCAAACCUCAAUAUCUUCGAAAGAGGCGAGAUUAUCGACUACAAGGAGGUAUAUUUCUGUGGCACUAAGAACGCCAAGAAGCAUGUUGGCGACCUCAACGCCCAAUCGGCCAACUUUGGUUACGAUGACGAUCGCGGUGAUUACAACAUCGUCUUGGGAGACCACCUGGCCUACCGGUACGAAGUGGUUGAUGUUUUGGGCAAGGGCAGUUUUGGUCAGGUUGUGCGUUGCAUAGACCACAAGACAGGAGGGCUAGAGGCCAUCAAGAUCAUUCGUAACAAGAAGCGGUUCCACCAACAAGCUCUGGUUGAGGUCAACAUUCUCCAAAAGCUUCGCGAAUGGGAUCCCGACAACAAGCACAGUAUGAUCAACUUUACACAAAGCUUCUACUUCCGAGGCCAUCUUUGCAUCUCCACGGAGCUGCUUGGCAUGAACUUGUACGAGUUCAUCAAAGCACACGAGUUCAAGGGCUUCUCGCUGCGUUUGAUCCGUCGUUUCAGCAAGCAGAUCUUGUCCUCGCUGGUUCUUUUGAAGCAACAAAAGGUCAUCCACUGUGACUUGAAGCCCGAGAACAUUCUGCUGGCGCACCCCCUGCACUCGGAGAUCAAGGUCAUUGAUUUCGGAUCCAGCUGCUUCGAAUCGGAAAAGGUCUACACGUACAUCCAGUCUCGAUUCUACCGAUCUCCCGAGGUCAUUCUGGGCAUGAGCUAUGGUUUGCCCAUCGACAUGUGGAGUUUGGGUUGUAUCCUUGCAGAACUGCUCACGGGCUACCCCAUCUUCCCAGGAGAGAACGAGCAGGAGCAGCUGGCUUGCAUCAUGGAAAUAUUUGGUCCUCCCGAGAAACAUUUGAUUGAGAAGAGCAGCCGGAAGAAGCUCUUCUUUGACUCGCUGGGCAAGCCUAGAGUGACGGUAUCUUCAAAGGGCCGCAGACGCAGACCAAGCUCGAAGACGUUGCAGCAGGCCCUCAAGUGUGACGAUGAGGCCUUCUUGGACUUCAUCUCGCGAUGCCUGCGGUGGGACCCUGAACGACGCAUGAAGCCCGAUGAAGCCAUGCAGCACGAAUUCAUCACGGGCAUACGGAAGCCCCCUCAGCAGCGCCGAACUUACAACGCUCCCACCAACGUCUCGUCGCCCGCAAAGCGCGUGCCAGCGCCACAAGCGACUCAGCCGCGCGCUCGACCACUUCCCGAACCACCAGCUCCCAGCUUCCGAAACGGGACUGCGGCUAGUGCCCAACGCGAGGUGUCGAACAGCCAAUCUCCCGUAAAGGCGUCUGCUCCGCACCGACGGCACUCAACCACUCAAGGAGUCACGUCUGGAGGUUCUGGCACUAAGCGUGCUGCGAAUGGAGCUCCGCUCAACACCAACUCGGGUAGCGGUCUGCCGCGGGCGGCACAACGAAGCGUAUCAGGCAAGCCUGAUCUCGCUUCGGCGGCAGCAAUCGCAAGCCUCGUAAGUGGUUAUGCUCAGGAUCAUCUUCGCACGUGCUAA
Molecule: messenger RNA, 4416 nt
Organism: Exserohilum turcica Et28A
Lineage: Eukaryota; Fungi; Ascomycota; Dothideomycetes; Pleosporales; Pleosporaceae
Exons: 2
Coding region: 1-4416 (1471 amino acids)
Biological process (GO): peptidyl-serine phosphorylation; peptidyl-threonine phosphorylation
Molecular function (GO): ATP binding; protein serine/threonine/tyrosine kinase activity; protein serine/threonine kinase activity
Source: RefSeq, a predicted model, not a curated record